Molecule: messenger RNA, 1390 nt
Organism: Armigeres subalbatus
Lineage: Eukaryota; Metazoa; Arthropoda; Insecta; Diptera; Culicidae
Product: F-actin-capping protein subunit beta
Exons: 4
Coding region: 181-1008 (275 amino acids)
Biological process (GO): regulation of lamellipodium assembly; barbed-end actin filament capping; actin cytoskeleton organization
Cellular component (GO): F-actin capping protein complex; cytoplasm
Molecular function (GO): actin filament binding
Source: RefSeq, a predicted model, not a curated record
AAUUGGUAACCCUAUUUUUCCAGUUUGUCACGGCAUCACGAAUAACUUUCAUUUUGCUCGUGAAAAUAUUGAAUUUAUCAUCAAUUUCGUCUGUUUUCAAGUGCGCACGAUUGUAAAAUUUGCUCAAUUGCGUUCAAUUUUGUUUCCAGUGAUAGGUUUUUCUCCAAAAGAAACUAGAAAAUGACGGAACAGCAAAUGGAUUGUGCAUUAGAUUUGAUGAGACGACUUCCUCCCCAGCAAAUUGAAAAGAACUUAAUCGAUCUGAUAGACCUGGCCCCAGCUCUGUGCGAAGACUUGUUGACAUCUGUGGAUCAGCCUUUGAAAAUAGCGAAAGAUAAGGAAACGGGAAAAGACUAUUUGCUUUGUGAUUACAACCGAGAUGGUGACUCAUACCGUUGCCCCUGGACGAAUACCUACGAUCCCCCGCUGGAGGAUGGUUCGAUGCCAUCGGAACGGCUGCGGAAGUUGGAAAUCGAGGCGAAUCAUGCGUUCGAUCAGUACCGCGAAAUGUACUACGAGGGAGGCGUGUCGUCCGCUUAUCUGUGGGAUUUGGAUCACGGCUUCGCCGGAGUGAUUCUUAUCAAGAAGGCCGGAGAAGGGCACCAGAAAACCAAAGGAUGCUGGGAUUCGAUUCACGUGGUGGAGGUGCAGGAGAAAAGCUCCGGCAGAACGGCCCAUUAUAAGCUGACGUCGACGGCGAUGCUGUGGCUGCAGACCCACAAGCAAGGAUCGGGAACCAUCAACCUUGGGGGAAGUCUGACCAGACAGAUUGAGCAAGACGCACCAGUCAGCGAAAGCAGUCCGCAUAUCGCCAACAUUGGGCGCCUCGUGGAGGACAUGGAAAACAAAAUUCGCAACACGUUGAACGAGAUUUACUUCGGCAAGACCAAGGACAUCGUCAACGGACUGAGGAGCAUUCAAAAGUUGGCCGACACGAACCAGCAGGCGUCUAUGAAGAAGGAACUCGCGGCGGCACUUUUACGACGAACCGGCAAGGGGGAAAACUGAGUUACGCAGGCCAACUGAAGUCAUCGUCAUGGGCUUACAACAAUAUAUUUUGAUGCUGUUGCUGUGCUGUUGCUCGCUUGACUAAAAGCGGAAUCACCGAGAAACUCUUACUAAAAAAGAACAAUAUCUUAGAAAUGCAGGCGUAUGACGAUGUUUGUAAUGCUAAGUUUAGUAAAUAAACAAUAUUUUAAUGGUGUUAAGUAUAGAAAAACUUCAGGUUUUUUCAAGCUUAUUUUUUGAAUCCUAACAAGUGAAGUAUGGACGUAGUGUUUUUUUUUGUAUACUUUUACCUUGAUUUAGUUUGUUUGCACAAAUAGCUUCCAUGAUUUUUUUUUCUAGAAAUCGAAAUUUAAUAAAUAUAUGAUUUAAUCAACCCGUUUAA